This is a messenger RNA of Aphanomyces astaci, 1159 nucleotides long. RefSeq lists its product as hypothetical. Bases 121 to 1119 code for a protein of 332 amino acids. Gene Ontology annotation, cellular component: nucleus; preribosome, large subunit precursor; nucleolus. The transcript has 2 exons. The record is from RefSeq and is a predicted model, not a curated record. Lineage: Eukaryota; Oomycota; Saprolegniomycetes; Saprolegniales; Verrucalvaceae. Gene Ontology annotation, molecular function: protein binding. Gene Ontology annotation, biological process: ribosomal large subunit export from nucleus; endonucleolytic cleavage in ITS1 to separate SSU-rRNA from 5.8S rRNA and LSU-rRNA from tricistronic rRNA transcript (SSU-rRNA, 5.8S rRNA, LSU-rRNA); ribosomal large subunit biogenesis.
CGGUAUAUGACUGAACCGGUUCCAUUUUACCUAAACCGGUUCACUUGCUCCCGCCAGCCAGUCAAAUUCGAUGGUGUGCACUCAUAGGAUGUUCAACAUUGGAAUUUCCACAGGUUGAUCAUGGUAGUCAAGGCGGCAGAGAUCGCGCCGGCGGCGUACUCGUCCAACAAGAACAGCAGCGCCGUCACGAAGGAGGAUGACUUGACGUACGACUUGGGCAACCUGGCGGCGUACGACACGCAUCCGUUUGCGGUGAAAAACGUCGCGGACGAAAGUGAACUCAAAGCGUACGCACGCGACAGCGUCCAGUUGUUGAUCAACCAUGUAUUUGAACUCCCGCGGCAAAUGACCGACAUGGGUCCCAUGGGACAGCUUCCCGUGCCGACAACCGUGAUUCCUCGCGAGAAGCCGCUCCCGAAGGAGAAGGUCGAGACGCGAUGGGAGAAGUUUGCGCGCGAAAAGGGCAUCAAGAACAAGAAGGAAAGCCGCAUGGUGUGGGACGAAGCCAAGCAGAUCUGGGCUCCCAAGUGGGGGUACAAGCGUGCGAACGACGACUCGGGCGACUGGGCGAUGCCCGUCAAGGGCGGGGCCGACCCGUAUGCGGACCCGUGGACCGAGAAGAAGCAAGAAAAGGCCGAACGCGUUCAAAAGAACUUGCGCAACCAAGCCAACAACGCCAAACAAGGCCGCGGCAAGGAACCCCGCGUUCCCGUGAGCAAGACCCCCCUCGGCGUGCCCGUGGAACUGCUCAACACAGACGACAAAAAGGUCAAACAGCGCGGCAAGGAAGGCACCAAGGCGGCGCUCCAGAAAGUGCAGUUCUCGACGGCGUCCAUGGGCAAGUUCGACAAGAAGCGCGAAGGGGAGGGCGAGCGCAAGCAUGUGGGCAAGCGCAACAAGUUUUUGAGCGUCACUGGCGCGGAAAAGACGGAGAAGGAGCGCAGCAUGAACGUGUUGCAGCACCUGCUCGGCCGCGAAGAGAGCAAGGGAAAGGCCAAGGCCGCCACCGCGCACGACGACUACGACGGCGAGCCGAAGAAGGGCAAGAAGCGCACGGGCGGCCCCAAGUUGAAGAACAUCACAAAGGGCGCCGCCAAACGGCAAAAAACCAAAAGAUAAACGGACAAAUUAAUAAAACGAUAUGUGUGACUAUUAAUAA